AACUCUAUUUUAAUCUUCAAACCCGUCUUGACUCUCGUGUGUAGAGGACUUGUUUCUCAAAGAAUUGGCUUGGUAUUACUACUUUUUGAGUCCAAUACUUGUCUCUAAUUAGUGAUCAUUCAAAAUCUUGGUGCUUUCUUUGAGCGUCCAAUAAUGAAGUCAACAAUUCGAUUCGUUUCCUGUGGGAUUGUACUGGUCUUGAUCGUCCUGGUCACCAGUUCUCCAGUGCCCCAGGAAACACCGGCUAACGACAACGAUUAUGUGGAUGCUGUCGUAGUGAAGGCGACUAACGACGGGGAUGAAGAGGUGGCCGUAACCACCAACGAUGAUGACGACUCCGUUAAAAAGCCCAUAGAAGCUUUGGGUGGACUUAUGAAAGGGUUGUUCGAUUUGAUCCGUGGAUCCCUGACCGUAAUCCAAGGAGCGGCUAAAAACAUUCAGAAAGUGUCUGAAGAUCCGGAAGUAGCCAAAACCGUGGAUGGUCUGUUGAAAACCGGAGCAGCUGUAGCUGGUGGAGCCCUCAAAGCCGGUCAGCAGGCUUUUGAAAAUGCGCCUGAAGUGAUCGAGAGGAGUUCCCAGUUCGUUGGUGGCGUGGUCAAGACGGCCAAUGAGACCCAGCCUGUUUUGAAAAAGAACUUUGAGCAACUCCAAAGGUUCGGGAAAAUUGCUGGUGCCGCUUUGAGUGGGAUCUCGUCCGUGGUGAUCGAUAAUGUUCAAGGAUUCUUUGGGACAUUCAAUCGGCGUCUCCAAUGCAACAUGGAAUGCUCCGAGAAGAAUCUUUCCAGUCCAUCGGAGAUUGAAGAAUGCCAAGCGAGACUUUGUGAUGGUUUCAAUGCCAAGGAGUUCAAAUUUGACGAAUCAAAAGAGAAGGAUAGUGAUACUGAUAAGGUUUGAAUGAAAGCUGUCUAAUGAGAUGAUGUAGUUUCACUAAAAAGAGACAAAUUAGGAAAUCAAAAUAAUGCAAUGCGAAAUAAAAUUUCGAAUUUA
This is a messenger RNA of Tigriopus californicus, 987 nucleotides long. RefSeq lists its product as uncharacterized. The transcript is spliced from 5 exons. NCBI's taxonomy places the organism in Eukaryota, Metazoa, Arthropoda, Copepoda, Harpacticoida, Harpacticidae. The record is from RefSeq and is a predicted model, not a curated record. Bases 154 to 894 code for a protein of 246 amino acids.